Schistocerca nitens (vagrant locust) is the source of this 2733-nucleotide messenger RNA. Its product is annotated as speckle targeted PIP5K1A-regulated poly(A) polymerase-like. The record is from RefSeq and is a predicted model, not a curated record. Gene Ontology annotation, biological process: RNA 3'-end processing. Gene Ontology annotation, molecular function: RNA binding; nucleotidyltransferase activity. The transcript has 11 exons. Bases 241 to 2376 code for a protein of 711 amino acids. NCBI's taxonomy places the organism in Eukaryota, Metazoa, Arthropoda, Insecta, Orthoptera, Acrididae.
AUUUGUUUUGAGAUUGUUGAAUUUACUUCAUAGUUCAUAGCUGUUGCUAGUGUUCUGCUUGUGUAGGCGUAAUGUUUGUGCGAAAUAGUAGUCUUAUAACAUUGGUGCAUCGUAAGUUCUUCGUUUCUAAUACCUAGUGUGAUAAGCAUGGUCGGUGCUGAGGCGUCUGAUGUUAAAACAUUCCCGUAUUAAGUAAACGUUUAAAUAUCCAAAAUUUUUGAUGGGAAGCAGACGUUGGUGAUGGACGACCAGUAUCGUGCGUGCAAUUAUUGCAAAAUUCCAGUACCAGCUUGUAAAUUUCAUGAACAUCUAAAAACAAAAGCUCAUCGUGAAAGGAGGAUGGCGUCAAAAUUGGAAUGUGGUGUCUAUAUCAGUCAACUACCAUUGAGAGUAACAAAGGAAAUACUAGUGGGAGUAUUGGAAAGGUUUGGUAGAGUUCGUGCGUAUUCUUUAAAUUCACACGCAGGCACAGCCAUAGUUUAUUUUGAAGACAGAGAAGCGGCUGAAGCAUUGCUCAAGUCAUCUGUGCAUGUUUUAAAUCAACUCAUCCACACAGAACCAAUAUCAGAAUCCAACCUGAAAAAAAGUACUUCACCUGAAGCUGGCAUCAAUAAUGCAGCUAUUAUUUUUGCUGUUGAGCAAGCUUGUCAGUCACCCAGUACCAACAUGGAAGAGCACAUAGGAAUAGUGCUGGAUUUUAUAAUUUUGAGAGAUCCAGCACGUGAUGACAAGGUGGCAACAAUUGUGGAAGACUUGGAGCAGCAUCUUGCAAAGCUGUUUCCAGAUUGUCGAGCUGAGUUAUUUGGUUCUGCAGUGACGGGGUUAACGCUACCAGGAGAUGCCAUUGACAUAUCAAUAUGCGACGGACCAUGUCGAAGAAGUGUGUCACUGCUGGGGAGUAAAGAAUCUGUUACUAACAUUCGCAAACUUUUGCUGAAUUUUCCGUACAAGUUUGCAAAUAUUGGUGAAAUACCAGAUGCAAGUGAACCUGUGAUAAGAUUCCUCCAUAGGUCUACUCACAUUUUGUGCAAUUUGGUUAUAAAUUACCCUGAAGGUCCUAGAUCUAGUCGCCAGUUGCGUUGGGUGCUGUGCCUGGAUGAACGAAUACGACUAAUUAUGGUAUUCAUAAAAUAUUGGGCAAAAUCUCUUAAACUGAUUAGUAAUGCAAAGUUCUCCAGCUAUGCAAUGACAGUGCUGGUUUUGUUUUACCUUCAACAAAUACCUGAAGCCAUGGUUCCUGCAUUACGUGUAUUGCAUGAUAAAAAUAUUCCUGAAAUGGCAGAAAACAUAACUAACAAGGAUCCUCUGAGAAUAUUAAUUGAAGAAUUUUUCGGUUACUUCUCAGAAGUUAGACUGGAGCAAGUAGUAUUGGCACCAUACGUGGGAGAUGUGCUGGACCGUGAAAUUUUCAUUAGAGGAGGAAUGGCAAUCCCACCAGAAAUGCAGCUGUACAAUAUAAUAAUGUAUAGUGGUGCUAGACCACUCAUGGUAAACACCCCUAUGGUUUUACAGGACCCGUAUCAAUUAAAUGUGAAUCUGACCAGUAGAGUUGAUGAAGAAACUGUAUCAGAGUUUCAAAUUAAAUGCAAACAAGCAUAUGAGAUGGUUAAGACCGGAAAUCUGUUGCAUCUUCUGAAAGCACAUUGCUCAUCCACACCCUCAGAAAAACCUCCAUCCUCUGCAGUUGUUAACACUUCAUUUAAAGCUGCAAGGUUUUUGCAACCAAAUUAUCUUGUACCAGAACCACAAAAUGAAGUUGUACUAGCAAAGAAGGAACUGUUUCAGAGGUGGCUCAAUGUAAUGUUUGUGAUUUUGCCAGACUUCUUGAUAAACUUUGUGAGGUUGCAAGUUGAACCUCAAGAUGUUCCAGCUGAACAGAAUUUCUGGGAACCUCGAGCAAAAGUACCUAGACUGUCAGAGGAGAGCAAUUCCAGCAAGUGGAAUUCAAGUAAAACCACCUCAGAAGAGGGUGUGACAAAAAAGUGGUUAUGCAGGGGAUGUCCCGUUGUAUGCUCUUGGCAGCACCGGAAGAAGGUUGCUGUUGAACUUGAGCUGGCUCCAUCCAUCCACCCAAUGGAGCGUGAAGUCCUAAUUUCAAAGUACUUGGAGCAAUCAUUCCGGAGUGAGGAAGUUUCAUUCUACCUUACUGUAAUAGUGGAUGAAGAUAAGGAGAUGGUUCGCUGUCUGUUCGAGAACCUCGAUAGGAAAACAGAACCAUUUUCAACUGUGGCACACGCACUUGUUACUUUAUUACCAUUAUGGAUAAAUAAUGCUUUCGAGGUUGGUUUUUCACUGCGAUGUGUUACAGGCAUUUAUAUUCCAGGGGACAUGCAAAUAGGUGCAAGUAGAAAUUUGAACCCAUCUGGAUGUUGGUGAAAUGAAGUGUUGUCAGUUAUCUAGAACUCAUCAUCUUGUAAUCUAGAAUACUAAGAGUGUUUCUCUAGUUCAUAAAGUUUAAUUGUGAGAAACUAGUGUGUGGACUAGAAGAGUGUAGUGAACUGGUAAUAUCUGGAAGUUCUAGAAAUAAGUAAUAUUCCAUUUUUUUCCUUGUUUAAGUGUAUCAAAAAUACAGAUGUGAGGCAUUAUGUUGCCAGAGACUCUUUAUUGUGUAACUUCUCUUGAUUUUACAUUGGCAACACGUAAUUCUUUUAUGUAGCAUAUUCAGUUAUCUCUGUAUCUAUAUUGUUGUGCUGGAAGAUUUUUUUGCAGAAAUACACAGGUAUAUUUACUGGA